Molecule: messenger RNA, 585 nt
Organism: Strongylus vulgaris
Lineage: Eukaryota; Metazoa; Nematoda; Chromadorea; Rhabditida; Strongylidae
Source: the annotation of a GenBank genome assembly
UAUCUGCCAGAGUUUUGCGCUAGAGGUCCUUUGGGAGCUUUGGCUGAGGCCAGCAAAAACUCGUAUCUAAUCCAUGUGGGGCCAAAAGUCGAGCCGAUCCCGCUUAGCACUGGACUGUGAUUGUUCGGGAAACGUGAAAAGCAUCGACACGAUGCGGCUAUGUUCAAUCCAAGUGAAGAGCACUCUCAGUCAUGCGACAUCAUUGGUCGCUCUCGAAAAUCCCCGUCGACUACAAAUGAUAGUGGACGUGGCAGCCAAGCUCAUUUGGAUAAUGAUAGAGUGAUUGGAGAGACCGUGGCAAUCAUUGAAAGACCGAACGAUGAGAAUGACGAGCCCGUCAAGCCCUAUAGAAGAAUUCGCACCUGUUCCUGUCCAGAUCUCUCAUCACUGCGUAUCUCUUCCACACCUCGAGCUCCAAUAGUCGAUUCCGAAUCCGAAGAUGACGCGGCAACGGCUGGUGAACGAAAUUCGAGCCCUAUUACUGGUUCGUAUUACAAGGGAUAUGUUGAUGAGCAUUAUUAUUUUGUUGGAGAUGGGCACCAGAACAGCACUCAAAUUGGGUGUUAUUUUGGAAACGAACGAUAA